UGCUUCUGCUGUGAAAACGAGGUGGUGUCAAAGAGUUCCUGGAUUAGAUCUAUGGCAUGCCAACAGAUAGCAGCACAUGGUUGUGUGUGCAGUGAAAGCUGGCAGUGACCUUCACGAGGGGCAGUGUGUUGAGUGACAUCGUUGUUUACUUUGCAAGUUGUGAAAUUUGUGUUUUUGCAGUCACAUGUAUGCUGUAGUCUGUGAUUUUGUGUUUCCUUGUCUUGCCAUCACAUAAUUGUUGUAAACAAAUGUCAUUCACUUCCGUUAAUUCGUGAAAUAUAUCUCGCCACAGGAGAAAUAUUACCUUGCUUGGAAAUAGGUAAAGGUUGGGUGACGAGGAAGGCAUUCCAGCUUUAGAAAAUCCACCUCAAUAUUCCAUCCGGCCCACGGUCAUUAAAACGACGACGCAUCAGUCAUAAAGAUAAUGAAGACGAUACGACAUAGUCAGUCUGUUCACACACCUUUAACUAACGGUAGUUUCUAAGAUAUUUUCUACAAAUAAAGAACCGUGGACUUUACAAACAGAAUAAAACUUAGCAGCUAUGAAACCAUCACAUAAGAUGAACAUUUCCCUUCAGAAACAGACUGGUGGAUAUCAAGAAAGUAUUUUUGGUAUUCUCCACAUGAUUGCUCAACCUGCUAGAAAUAGCAACCAAUUCUCUAUGAUUUUCUGAAGGUUUUAUACUGUGAGAGCAGCAAUGGAAACCCAGGUUGAAAAUUCUCCUUGUCUCCCUCAAAACAAUCCCACUUCUUGUGAAAUCGAUGAAAAAGACAGCCCUUACUACUUUGAAUCUGACCAUACUGCCCUCAGGUGUAACCCUGAUUACUGCAACCUUCUCAAAACGCUCUGCCGGCUCGAAUCGCAGCGGAUAAAGGCCAUUCAGGACAUUGACCAACUUUAUAAGUGCCAAGAAUCAGCUCUUAAGGAUCCGAUUGCAUUUGUUGAACAGCUGCAGCGUGGUGAAGACUUGAACUUCCCAAAGCGGCAAACGGUCGCUGAAAUCCCUGUGAUAAACUGGGAGGCUUACACUUCCAAAAAAGAUAUAGCUGCCUAUUGUACUUCAAGACACAUGACCCGCAAGAAGAGACCAGGUCCAAGCAUCGGUUGUCUACAAGGCAGUAGUUAUAUGGAUGAUGGUGAUACAGAUAAUAUGUUUAGAACCGAUUGUCCAAAGUCACAAACUGUUGUACGUGGGAGAUUAAAAGAUGAAAAUAAACCUGUCAGCUUCAACCAACUCUGGAGCGUAGAUGAACAGAAAAGGUUAGAAGAACUUUUGGUAAAGCACCCUCCUGAAGAAAUCGAGUCUCGGCGCUGGCAGAAAAUUGCUGCUGCUUUGGGCAACAGGACAACGCAACAAGUUGCCAGCCGUGUACAGAAAUAUUUCAUCAAGUUAGCCAAAGCUGGUCUGCCAGUGCCUGGCCGAACACCAAACCUGACAUCUUACACACGAAAGACUGGACAUCGGCACCAACGCUACAAUCGCUUCUACCACCAGUCAACGUUUCUCCAAGCACAUGAGCUUCCGGUCUACAUGUCUGACAAUGAUGAUGAGAGCAGCCGCAGCAUCGAUGGCUGUAAUUCAUUGACAACUGAUGCACUCCAAGCUGAGCACAGUAAGGACUUCACAGAUGACGAUGACGAUGAGGACGAUGACGACGACGAUGAUGACAAUGAGGAUGAAGAUAUCCCUCUGGAAUUGAGAGACACAGCAGAAUACAAAGAACUCAUGAAACUGAAGAACUUGAAAAUAUCUCGAUUCAACACAGGACAAUGUCAAACAUUGAAGUGUAUCAACUGUCGCAGAAUUCUUACAAAUCGAUGGCAUUGUAUCGAUUGCCAGGAGCAGGGUUUAUCAAUUGAUUUGUGUCAAGUAUGUAUUGAAAGUUCUUUUGAACAUCCUGUCCAUCAAGUGAGCCACCGACUGAAGCCAUUGAACAGCAAUCCAAGUUACGUUGACAACGAUUACACCAAGUUCUCUGGAGACUAUAAUUACUUAGAUCCGAACUAUAUGCCAGCCAGUUGAUGAUAACUUAACAGGAUUCAUCACAAGAUGGCUUUGUGAUAAGCUGACAAACUUGGCAGAUUGCAGAUACGACACAAAAGCCAACCAGCCUGCUGUGAACAGACUUAACAUAAAUGCUAUUCUAACCAUC
Octopus bimaculoides (California two-spot octopus) is the source of this 2154-nucleotide messenger RNA. RefSeq names its product ZZ-type zinc finger-containing protein 3. The record is from RefSeq and is a predicted model, not a curated record. NCBI's taxonomy places the organism in Eukaryota, Metazoa, Mollusca, Cephalopoda, Octopoda, Octopodidae.